This is a messenger RNA of Penicillium bovifimosum, 828 nucleotides long. Its product is annotated as Major facilitator superfamily domain general substrate transporter. The transcript has a single exon. Bases 1 to 828 code for a protein of 275 amino acids. The record is from RefSeq and is a predicted model, not a curated record. Lineage: Eukaryota; Fungi; Ascomycota; Eurotiomycetes; Eurotiales; Aspergillaceae.
AUGUUUCCUAGACGAUACCUGCUCGUGCUAGCCUACUCCUGGACUCUGCUGCAGAGCGUCGCAGCUGUCCCGGAUGUGCCUCCAGACCAACCAGCGCCCGAAGAUCACCAUCUCGAACAUAAUUUGCAGGAACGGCACGAAAGCCCGGAGAUCGCAAGCUCGUUUUGGGCUGUCUUGUCGCAUGAAUUAGCUCCCACAGGAGGCCCAGCCUGUCCUGCCCCUACUUUGGAGACAAAGGUGGUCCCAGUGACAGUAACCUGUCCUGUGGUCUCGCCAAGAACCGUCACUGUCACUUCUACUUCGAUAAUAGCCACGGGCUGCCCUUGCCCCCCUGCCGGCAGUAGCGGGAGAGCUCCUACCAGUCGUGGCACCACAAGCCGCAGCAGCGCCAGCGUCACACCGAGCCGUACCAUGACACCCCCAUCCAACAGAACUAGCUCUACCCGCACGCUCACCCGAACUCUGACGCAAACCCGAACGUUGACACAAACCCGCACGUCGACGCCCUUGACACCCAGCAGAACAGCACGUGUCUCCCCCUCUGCACCAGCUACCCUUGCGAGGCUGCCCACGUCGACAUCGGUAGCCGUAUCUCCAGUAACGACACCGGUGCGCAUCACGCCGCGAGCGCGUGCCAAUCCGGAUAUUGUGCGUCGACAGAUGCUGAGGAACUUUGGAACCAACACGACGGCAAUUUUCACCAAUACAACUGCGUUCACGAAUAGCACUACCAGGCCACUGAAUGCGACUCGUGCUGCGACUUGGACGCUUACUGAGCCGAGGCCUGUGUUCUUGCCCCGUUUCCACCGUGGGCGGGGUCGUGGUUAG